Molecule: messenger RNA, 3033 nt
Organism: Mucor mucedo
Lineage: Eukaryota; Fungi; Mucoromycota; Mucoromycetes; Mucorales; Mucoraceae
Product: nuclear export factor CRM1
Exons: 11
Coding region: 1-3033 (1010 amino acids)
Biological process (GO): ribosomal large subunit export from nucleus; ribosomal small subunit export from nucleus; protein export from nucleus
Cellular component (GO): cytoplasm; nucleus
Molecular function (GO): small GTPase binding; nuclear export signal receptor activity
Source: RefSeq, a predicted model, not a curated record
AUGAAUUCGCUUAUUAGCAGUCCCUUUGAUAUAAAAACCUUUGACAAAACGGUUCAGUCUUUUUACGAAGGAGACAACGUAACGAGACAAAAAGCUCAGACUGUCUUGACAGAAUUUCAGAGAAACCCUGAUUCAUGGCAAUUGGUUGACCAAAUAUUAGAACAAUCUACAAGCCCACAAGCCAAGUUUAUUGCAUUAGGUAUAUUGGAAGAUUUUGUCAUUGUACGCUGGAAUACAUUGCCGAUGGAGCAACGCUUAGCUAUGCGAAAUUAUAUUGUCAAGAGUAUUAUCGACCUUUCAUCGAACGAAUUAACACUCCGGUCCGAGAAGACAUACAUCAAUAAACUGGAUCUCGUUCUGGUUCAAAUAUUAAAGAAGGAUUGGCCCCAAUAUUGGCCAUCAUUCAUUCAAGAAAUAGUAGACUCUAGUUUGGUGAAUUCUAGUUUAUGCGAAAACAAUAUGAAGAUCUUAAAAUUGCUAAGUGAAGAAGUUUUCGACUUUUCGGUGGAUCACAUGACGAUGGCUAAAAUGCAAAAAUUAAAGAACCAAAUGGUCAAUGAAUUUGGAUCUAUCUUUGACCUCUGUAAAAAAGUUCUAUUAACCCAUACAGCGGCAGCGACACAUUUGGUCCAGGCAACAUUAGAAACAUUACUGAAGUUUAUCAGCUGGAUACCGAUCCAAUUUGUUUACCAGCAAGAUUUGGUGCAAAUACUUGAAUCAAAUUUGGCAGGAUUACCCAUGCAACGAAAUUUAUCACUGCAGUGUUUUACGGAAAUGAUUCAAUUAGAAAUUGUAGAUCAGCAGUAUAACGAUGUCAUUCUAAAUAUAUAUACUAUUGUAAUUAGAGAGAUGACUCGUAUCAUACCAAGCAAUGUAGAUAUAGCCCAGCUCUAUGAAAUAUCCAGUAACGAAGAUCAACACUUUAUUGAGGCAUUAGCCAUAUUUCUAUCAACGUUUUUAGCAAAAUAUAGGCUCCUUGUCGAAAAAACACAUUGGGGUCAAGAAAGUGUACACAAGACUUUACAAUAUUUGCUAAAAUUAUCUCGGGUACACGAACGCGAGAUAUGGAAAAUUUGUUUAGAGUGUUGGGGGAAACUAACAUACGAUGUUGUUCAAGAUAUGAACCAUAACCAAGUGACGCCAUACGAAGACAUACUGAAGCAAUUAGGAAUUGUUUUAAUCGAAAACAUGGUUAAGCCAGAUGAUGUGUUUGUAAUUGAAAAUGAUGACGGAGAAAUCACAAGAGGUUUUGUGAAGCAAAGCGAUACUACCGUGCUUUCCAAAUCUAUGCGGGAUGUGUUCAGCUCACUUACUAAUAUAUAUCCUGCCUAUAUCCAAAACCUUAUUCAGGAAAAGCUUGCUCAUGUGUUUACGUCAAAAGUUUGGUCUUGGGAUGAGCUAUUUCGUGUUUGCUGGACCAUUGGAUCAAUCUCUGGCGCAAUCUCUGAGCAAAAAGAAAAUCAAUUUUUGGAAUCUAUACUCGCCAAAGAUUUGGUUCAAUUAUUACAAAAGGAGGAACGUAUCAACCCUAACAGUGACCAGGAAUGGGUGGUCGCUUCUUGUUUAUUAUAUAUAGCUGGUCAAUAUGUACGGUUCCUCAAGUCUCACUGGGAUCUCCUUUCAUUUCUAUUACAAAAAAUAUUUAUCUAUAUGCAGCAUGAUCAAGUCAGCGUCAGAGACAUGGCAUGUGACUCCUUCUUAAAAAUAUGUCAGGGUUGCAGACAGGAUUUAUCUAUUCCGCGAGGAGAUAGGCCAUCUGUCUUGGAAUCUUUAUUGAUAGACCUAGGAAGUAUGACUGCGCGACUUGAUUCUAGCCAACUUUGCACCUUUUACAAGGCAAUUGGUAGCAUUAUUUCUGAGUCACCUACCGGUACACAACAUCGAUCAGUAAGUCUACUAAUGGCUAUACCAAAUGAAACCAUUGCACAAGCCCUUCGUAAUCCUACCACUCCUUCCGCACUAAAAAUCAUUAUUAAUGUGCUUAAAGUCAACGUCGUAACAUGUGAAUCUAUCGGUCCGAUUUUUCGCACCCAACUACAGAUAGCUACACCAAUUUUAAUUCAAUGCUAUAGAAUUUCCAGUCGACAACCAAAGGAGCAACUUCACAAACGAAUUAGACAAUUGAUUUUGGAGUUGCUGGAAACAUUUGUAAUUUCCAACGAAUGUCUUGAGCUACAAGACCAAACUAUGCUAUCUGAAUUGAUUCAAGUAAUUCUGAUCGAUUAUAAGAGCACAAUUAAUGAAAAUAGAGACCCCCGUGUUUUGAGUUUAUUGACGAGUAUGUUCGAAAAAAUGCAGGAUCCAAUCUGGCCAGAUUUACUGAAAGAAACUAUUGGCAUUGAAUUUGAAUAUACACUACCCAUGAUUACAUCCAAUUUUGUGGAUUAUCCUGAAUUCCGUCAUGAAUUUUAUAGAUUAUUACGUGUAUUAAAUAGACGAUGCUUCGUAGAGUUAUUCCAGUCAUCCGAAUUAUUUCAGCUUGUCAUUGAUAGCAUCAUGUGGGGAACCAAGCAUACAAUCCGAGAAAUCUCACAAAUCGCAUUACAAACAUGUUUGGAUAUGAUCAAUGCAGUUGCACAGCUUGAGGAUGAAGACAUUUCAUGUCAGUUCUUUGAAACAUAUUAUGUGCGAAUUCUUAGAGACAUCCUAGAAGUCCUGGUGGAUCCUGAUUGUAGAAAUGGAUUCAAUUACCAAAGCCAAGUACUAUCCAGAUUAUUCGAACUUGUACAAGAAGGAGAAAUCUAUACUAGGUUAUUCAAUCCGAACGAAGUCUCCAAUCCACUCAUGUCGAAUACUGAGUUCCUUCAACAAUAUACUUUGGAACUUUUAUGUACCGCAUUCCCUUUACUUCAAAAGGAUCAAAUCGAGGUUUUGGUUAUGGGUAUGUUUGAGUACAGUGGUGAUUUACAGAGAUUCCAAAAUGACAUUCGAGAUUUUCUUAUUGACAUUCGCGAAGUUGGUGAAAAUAAUAUUGGUCAGCAAAGAGCCCAGGAAGAAAUUAAUGCAGAAUUAGAACUGUUAAGAGAUUUAUAA